Messenger RNA from Rhodamnia argentea, 1406 nucleotides. Its product is annotated as brassinosteroid-responsive RING protein 1. Bases 659 to 1102 code for a protein of 147 amino acids. Gene Ontology annotation, molecular function: zinc ion binding. The transcript has 2 exons. The record is from RefSeq and is a predicted model, not a curated record. NCBI's taxonomy places the organism in Eukaryota, Viridiplantae, Streptophyta, Magnoliopsida, Myrtales, Myrtaceae.
CGCAUUCAAGUCACAAUGUGCCGUGACGCAGUUAGCUGCUUAAACCAUACUUGCUUAGUUUCAGAUGCAAAAUGUACCUGCUUUCAGGCUCAUCGGACACGAUACGUAUCUCGAAAGCUACUCCAGGGAUCACAGUUUGUCGAAAAAAACGAGAUGGAAAUUAACGAUCGGACCUGUACCCAUCAAGAUUACCCAGUUUCCCUUAACCGAGUAGCGUGUAAGAUCUUGACAUGCGAGGAUCAAAUUCGAGUCUUUUGUCAAUAUAAUCCCCCGGCAAUGGUAUUCCAAGCAACUGUUGAAUCGGAAAGUCUUCGGAAAGUCUAUCCGGAACUCAAAUUAGGUAGGGAUUUGAUCUGAAUUUGAUUGUGAGAUCAGAUUGUACAUGUGAAAACAACUGGUACAAAAUGCUUCGUCUUCGAGUGGUAGGUAGAAACCAUAUGGGAUCAAGAGUAAAAAUUAAAUUGGUCAAGCGUAAACCUCUUGUUUUAGGUGCAACAGCUUUGUGAUGGGUACUCAGGAUCGGACUCUCAAGCAUCUAACCACCCCUCGAAACCACGCAGAUCAUCAAAAGACCAUUUUAUGCACUGGCCCUUUCUUCAGAACCACCAUCAAAGAUCGCCAUUGAAGUUCCCCAUUCAAAUCCCACACUAAACACCAAAUGGUAGUCCACAAACUAUUCUCCUUCAUAUGCCACUACGUCACCCCGCGACAGCCCGCGAGGAUCAAGGAACCGGCGCCGCCGUACGCCGCGGUCAGACUUGACGACAUGGCAGCGGGCCCAUUGACUUCUCCCGUCGGGUCAAGCUCAGGCGGGCCAUUCAGAGGCGAGGUUUGCUGCGUGUGCUUGUCUAGAUUGAAGGGGCCCGGGGCCGGGGCCGAAGACGAGGAUGUGGACGCGGGCGUGAGGGUGCUCCCCUGCAUGCACGAGUUCCACAAGGCUUGCAUCGAUAGGUGGUUCGACGCCUGCCGGAGGACCUGCCCGAUAUGCCGGUUUUCUAUGGAAGGAGGAGGAGGAGGAGACGGAGGGUGCUGGCGGGGAGGGGAGGAGCUAACCGAAGAGAUGGUGAUCUGGUUUUCCUCUUUCCACGCAGCUGGGUUCUGAAACACAUUCUCUCUCGGAUUCAAAAUGUGUGCAUAUGUUCUACAUUAUUGCUCAGCUCAUCCGGGCUCACAAAAGUUUUUGUCUUUCUCUUUUUUUUUGUUCUCCUGCGGGGCAUUAACACGAUCCUGCCUUUGUGUUACGAUUUAAGAUUAGCUUUUCCCCUUCAUCGCACUCAAUAAAUUUUAUCGGUGAAUGGCUCGACCAGGACUAUAAUGCGAAAAAAAAAAUAGAGUUAAUACUUCGUGAUCGUUCGUUGCUUCGACUGUAAGGAGAACGAAUUCGUCAAGAACAACGAAAAUGACGG